Molecule: messenger RNA, 453 nt
Organism: Seminavis robusta
Lineage: Eukaryota; Bacillariophyta; Bacillariophyceae; Naviculales; Naviculaceae
Source: the annotation of a GenBank genome assembly
AUGAAGGAAUCCAGCAGCGAAGUAGAUCAGGGGAAGAAGUUAGACACAGAAGUUGUCGGAGCUCGGCUCUGCGACGAUGCAUGCACAGAACAAAUGGCAAAGGCCACAGAUAGCACUCAAGAUGAUGAGGAACACCACGCUCUGAUGCAAGUAGCGCUGGAAAUCAAUGAAGCAGACAAACUGAGCAAGAACGCUCCAAGUGAUACUAAUGCUGCCGCACCAAUGGUAGUCUCUCAAGGAAUUCCUUCCACAAACAAUCAUGCUAGUGUCGUACAUGUACCGGUACAAGAAGACAGUACACCACAAAACCAACAAGACGAUAUCCAGCCAACUAUGUUGAGGCGAACCACCCCCUAUACAAAGACAACUGGAAUCUCAACCGGGAGCCUACUUGGGAGCGCCGGGAACAGGAAACUUGGAACGCACCACUACUUUGGAUUAUGCCCUUCUUGA